CCAAUAAAUUGUUAUUUUUUUCUGUCUUUCGAGACACCUCUUGUCUACCGAUUAACAUUUUCGACCUUCAAAACUGUUUGGACAUUUUAUCGGAGUUGUUAAUCAAUUGUUUCACCGUGAUUCUCUGCUGACACGCCCUCGAAUACGAAAAGGCACGCUAGUUUAUGAUUGGUGGGCACUUGCGCGCUGACAAAACAGGAAACUAGUUUAAGAGGAGAUAAACUGGUCGAAUAACCUUUGUACACUUACGAUUGUCUGCAUUUGAAAUCGUCUUCGACAAGGUAAAAAAUGGCUUACGCGGGAUAUGGCGCCGCCCCGGGAGGAAUGCAGCAGGAUCCUCUCUAUGGAUACUUUGUGGCUGUCGCAGGGCAGGACGGCCAGAUCUCCUCUGAUGAGCUGCAACGAUGCCUCACUCAGUCCGGCAUCUCUGGCACUUAUCAACCCUUCAACAUAGACACCUGCAGACUGAUGAUCAACAUGCUGGACCGAGAUAUGUCAGGUACCAUGGGCUUCGCUGAGUUCAAAGACCUGUGGCAGGCGCUCAAUGCCUGGAAGAACAUUUUCAUGUCCUUUGAUCGCGACCGCAGUGGUACGGUGGAGGCUCAGGAAAUGCAACAAGCCAUUAAAUCUCUGGGUUACAAUUUGAGCCCUAACGCUCUGAACAUGAUAAUGAAGCGCUACAGUGUCAACGGAAGAAUCCCCUUUGAUGAUUUUGUGAGCUGUUGUGUUCGACUCCGUGGGUUGACCGAUCAUUUCCAACGCCGUGACACAUCUCGAAAUGGCAGCGCCAACUUCCAUUAUGACGACUUUAUCCAGGUGACCAUGAGCAUGUGAGGAAGGACUUGUGGAGGGGGAUGCCUUUUUUAUAUACAUUUUUUUUAUUCUGAUGUAUUUUGUUUCAACAGUGGAACCUUCAAAUUCUGUAAUUCUGCCUUUUUCUAACUUGACAACUUCAUUACAUUCCCAGAAUGACCAAAAACAACCAGUAGCAGUGGCUUUGUGCACAAACUGCACAUUUUAAAACCACAUUUUAGGCAAGUCGUCAUCAUGACAGUACUUCCUGGUUUUAUAUACAUUUAACUUUAUGAGACGGUUUGACUCUGGCAUAGUUUAAGUCAACAUAUAUUCUUUCCCUGCAUAUUUGCAAUACUGGAAUUCACAGGUUUUUAGGGGAAACUAUUUUUCACUGAUAUCACUCACUGACUUUGUGUCCGGUCAAGGCCACGUCUCAUGCAAAAGUAGUGCUUCAGCUCCACCUCAUGACAUCAAAUCGCAAUUCUAAAUCUCAUUUUAAUGGAUUUUGAAUUGUGAGAAAUUAUAUAAAUUCUGACUGGGAUAUGAUGUACAAUGAAACAUGUUUGAUUUAAGAGGUUCCGCUGUGUAAUCAAUAUUUGUGUAACACCACUAUUUUUUUCACUCACGAUUAACAUUAACGCAUUACUGAGCACCAUCAAUGUAUUUUUACAUUGUUUAUCAAGAUUUACACUCAUUUAUGUAUUAAAUUGUAAUGUAGAAAAGGUGCUAUGAAACUUGUCGGUUCAAGUUGGUCCUCAGACGACAGCAGAUUUCAUGAACUGGAAGGCAAA
Molecule: messenger RNA, 1586 nt
Organism: Hippocampus zosterae (dwarf seahorse)
Lineage: Eukaryota; Metazoa; Chordata; Actinopteri; Syngnathiformes; Syngnathidae
Gene: sri
Product: sorcin
Exons: 8
Coding region: 289-834 (181 amino acids)
Molecular function (GO): calcium ion binding
Source: RefSeq, a predicted model, not a curated record